Oenanthe melanoleuca is the source of this 2151-nucleotide messenger RNA. RefSeq lists its product as uncharacterized. The record is from RefSeq and is a predicted model, not a curated record. The coding region runs from base 127 to 1599 and encodes 490 amino acids. Gene Ontology annotation, cellular component: precatalytic spliceosome. NCBI's taxonomy places the organism in Eukaryota, Metazoa, Chordata, Aves, Passeriformes, Muscicapidae. Gene Ontology annotation, molecular function: double-stranded RNA binding; zinc ion binding; single-stranded RNA binding. The transcript is spliced from 19 exons.
CUCCCGCCCGCGGUUCCGGUGGCAGGUGCGGCAGCGGGGAGCGCCCGCAGCUCCGCCGGGCUCUGGAGCUGCCGCAGCCGGCCCGCCGCGUUUUCCUAGAGUUUUUUAAUCAUCUAAAGACUGAAUAUGGACCCUGAAAAUGAAAUAAAGAAGCAAGUAAACCCCUUUUACUGCAAUAUUUGCAAAAUCUGGUGUUCUUCUGCAUUAAACUUGCAGACUCACUUCCUUGGAACAAAACACAAGACGAUUGAAGAAGCAUUGAAAGUUCAUGGCAUGGUUAAAACAGACAGUUCCUUAGGGAAGAAAUUGAACACACUUGUGAACCUUCCUGAUUUUGUUAAAACAGAAAGUUACUUAGGGAAGAAAGUGAAAACACCUGCAAAACUUCCUGAUUUUGUGCCACUUGAGCCAGAGAAGCUUCAUGGACGGACAUUGGAAGAGCAGCUUAAUACAUGUAAAGAUUCAGAACCUGCACUUGGACUUGAAUACAUAAUAGAAUACCGAACAAAUGACAAUGUUCCUAUUCUCUAUGAAUGUCAACUCUGCUACUUUAAAACAGGACUGAGUAACAUGUUCAUGCAUGUUUGUGGUUCCAAGCACAGACUGGCCUACUUGAGACAGCAUUAUCCAGAGAUAGCACAAUCUGAUGAAGUUAAGUGUAAAGGCUCUGAACUGAACAGAAAAGUUAGGCAAAUUGGAUUAACAAUUGAGAAGAAAGAAGGAAGAAAACAAAUACAGGUUGUUACAAGUGUUCGAACAGUGAGAAGGAAAUGGCAAGAAUCUCUUGCAGAGGACAGCUCUUCAAAUGCUAAAGUUCAGCAUGUGGAUGUGCCCCCUAAUAAUGCAGAAAAAACAGAUGACGAAGAUGAGAAACUGACAGACCCUACUCAAAAUGAAAACAAUGUUCAGGAGGAGAAUGAAGAAAUGCAGAAAGAACAGGCAAAACCAGAUGAACAGGUUGAACCUAAUAAUGCUAUUGAAAGCAGUGAAGGCAAUAACUCAGAAAGGUGUGAGACCAAUAAACAAUCAGAGGAAGAAAACAAGGAAGCUGAGCAGCAAGAAUUUACAGCAAAUCCUGAAGACUUCACUAGUCAAGAAGAACUGUUGGAUUAUUUGCAAAGUUUUGAGAUACUGAAUGAAGAUGAUGCUUCAUUUAUCCUGAAAGUUACACAGACUCUCACAAGUGCACUGGUGGAAUAUCGUCAGCAGGCUGCAUCAAACAAAAGGCACUUGGAUGCUGGAUAUAAUGGAGAAGCAGCACUAGAAUAUUCCACAGAACAGCCUGGCCAGACUUCAGCAGAUAUUACUGUCUCUGACACUGACUACUCAAGCAGCCAAUCAGCUAAACAGUUCUUACCAGUCAAUGAAGAUGAAUCCCAAAACUUUUCAACAGGCUCUUUGGAAACAGCAUAUGAGAACAACAUCACGACUGAGUUUUUGAACAGUGUAAGAAAUAUGAAUGCUGAAGAAGUUACUGCCACCCUGCACAAAAUAGCAGCAUCAAAUCCAGCUUUCAGAGGAAUUGAUAUACCAAAUGUUAUAAGGAUCCUGACUGAAAGUGGAACUCUGAGGGGACCAAGCAAUGGCAGCACACAGUGACAUGGUACUUAAUAGAGAUAAUAUAGUAAUGUUUACUUUCUAUCUGGAUGGAAUUUGAGAAUCCUCAUCCUGAUGGUUUCACAUCUACAUACCAUGGAAUGCAAGAUGCAGUAAAACUAAGGUAACAAAGAAAGUAGUAACAAAAUGUAUGAGUUUUAUUAUAUAACAAACCCAGGAAGAAAAACAGUUCAUGGACAAAUUAAAUCACCAUUUUAAAGAAACUCUGAGGAAUUUCUGGAAUGCGUCUAAAUCUGUUCUUACCAGAGACAGAGAUGGAACCAGAGUUCUUACAGUCCAUUUACUUUGUAUAGGAACAGUGUUAAUGACUGCUUAAUGAAGGUGAACUUAAUCAGUAAAAAUUCUGAAUUCUGAAAAUAAAAAUAGAAACAUCUUUUUCCUGUUUGUUUUCAAGGUGCAGAACAAUUUUUGUAUUAAAAUAAUAAAAUCAGAUUAUUCAGCUGUUGUAAAUGGCUGUCUCUUGAGACAGCUUCUUUUUGCUCUUACUGUGGAAUCAUUCCAAAUAAAGUUACAAUAAAGUUGAAAUAACUUGGA